GCUCACCCCGCCGCCCCGCAGCCCACCGUGGUCGUGGAGCGUUGGUGGCAGGUGCCGCUCAGCAAGGAGGGCCGGGAGCCCCGUUUGCACCCGCGGCGCCACCGCAUCUACCGCCUGGUGGAGGACACCAAGCACCUGCCCAAGAAGGAGCUGGAGCUGAUCCUCACGCAGUCGGUGGAGAAUUUGGGAAACCGGGGAGACGUGGUCUUUGUGAAGAAGUCCCUGGGUCGCAACAAACUGCUGCCGCAGGGGCUGGCCGUUUACGCGUCGCCCGAGAACAGGAGGAUGUUUGAGGAGGAAAAGCAGCUGCGCCAGGAAGGGAAGCUGGAGGCCGUCCAAACACAGAGCGGCGAAAAGACCAUCCGGUUCCUCAGGAGCUGCCGCCUGGAGGUGGGAAUGAAGAACAACGUCAAGUGGGAGCUGAACAACGAAAUCGUGGCCCGCCACUUCUUCAAAAACCUGCGGGUCUUCGUGCCCCCCCACGUGCUGAAGCUGCCGGAGGAGCCCAUCACGAGGUGGGGCGAGUACUGGUGCGACGUGACGGUGAACGGGCUGGAGAGCGUCCGCGUGCCCAUGUCCGUGGUGCCCUUCAUGCGGCCCAAGACCAAGCGCUACAAGCACUGGCUGGCCCUGCAGGAGGCCCAGCUGGCGGCCAGCAAGGAGCAGCUGCUGUGAGC
This is a messenger RNA of Nothoprocta perdicaria, 677 nucleotides long. It is a transcript of the gene MRPL9, whose product is annotated as mitochondrial ribosomal protein L9. NCBI's taxonomy places the organism in Eukaryota, Metazoa, Chordata, Aves, Tinamiformes, Tinamidae. The annotation marks the transcript as partial. Gene Ontology annotation, biological process: translation. Gene Ontology annotation, molecular function: structural constituent of ribosome. The transcript is spliced from 6 exons. Gene Ontology annotation, cellular component: ribosome; mitochondrion. The record is from RefSeq and is a predicted model, not a curated record.